Molecule: messenger RNA, 1146 nt
Organism: Dromiciops gliroides (monito del monte)
Lineage: Eukaryota; Metazoa; Chordata; Mammalia; Microbiotheria; Microbiotheriidae
Gene: NR0B1
Product: nuclear receptor subfamily 0 group B member 1
Exons: 2
Coding region: 142-1035 (297 amino acids)
Biological process (GO): negative regulation of transcription by RNA polymerase II
Cellular component (GO): nucleus; cytoplasm
Molecular function (GO): transcription factor binding; transcription corepressor activity
Source: RefSeq, a predicted model, not a curated record
CCCUUUUCCAAAUACACACCAGCGCCUGCGUGCACUCGCCCUAUAAAAUAAGUAAAAGGCUAGGGCAGCAGGCGAGCUUGCCUUCGGGCUGGGCAGGCAGAAGAGACACGCGCGCUGCCCAGCUAUCCUCCAAACCACAGCAUGGCUUGCUUGGACCGAUGCAGUUGCUGCGCGGACAACAGGCGUCAGAGCAGCAUCCUCUACAGCAUCUUAAAAAGCGAGGAGCAGAAGAGGGAGACCCAGGAGCAGGAGCCGGAGCAGGAGCAGCAGCAGCAGCAACAGCAGCAACAGCAGCUGCUGGGACGGGCACACAGACAGGGGCAGGGUUGCUCCUGCGGCUCCCAGCGCAGGGUGGCCCUGAAGAGCCCGCAGGUGGCCUGCAAGGCGGCCUCCGCUGUCCUGGUGAAGACGCUGCGUUUUGUGAAGAAUGUGCCCUGCUUCCAGGAGCUGCCCCUCGAUGAACAGCUUGUGCUAGUCCGAAGCUGCUGGGCGCCGCUGCUAGUGCUCGGACUGGCACAGGACCGAGUGCACUUCGAGACAGUGGAGACCUCGGAGCCCAGCAUGCUUCAAAGGAUACUGACCACCAGGCGGCGGGACCCCGAGGACGAGGAGCCGCAGCCGUCUACGUCGCCUCCCGCCCUUCCCGAGCCCCUGGCCCUGACCGACCCCUUGCAGCCACCCUCUGCCGCCCAAGUCCAGGCUAUCAAAGGUUUUCUGACCAAGUGCUGGAGCCUGGACAUCAGCACCAAGGAGUACGCCUACCUCAAGGGGACUGUGCUCUUCAACCCGGACCUCCCAGGGCUGCACUGUGUUCAGUACAUCCAGGGACUUCAGAGGGAAGCUCAACAAGCUUUAAAUGAGCACAUCAGGAUGCUUCACAGAGGGCACCAGGCCAGAUUUGCCAAGCUGAAUGUUGCUCUGUCCCUGCUGAGAUCCAUUAAUGCUAAUGUCAUUGCUGAACUCUUCUUUAGACCUAUCAUUGGUACAGUAAAUAUGGAUGAUAUGCUAUUGGAGAUGCUCUGUGCAAAGUUAUAAAAGCAUGCUGAAUAGAAAAAUAAGUUUCAACCUAAAGGAAAUGAUGGAGCAGAAUUAGUGUAAAAUAUUGUAAAAUAAACUAACUUAUUGUUUUUAAAUGCAUAGUAUUUU